AUGCGCGCACUCUGCUGCGGCUUCACGUCCAUGUCAAGAUGUGGGGUCGCUUCAUGUGUCGGUUUUUGUCCGGGGGCACGGGGCAGGGACCAAGGGUCAGGCAGAGUCCCAGACCCGAAAGAGUACCAGAUGUACCUUAAGGAGUCCCGGAAGAGGAAGGUACUCUUUCCUGGGAUGCUGCAGCCAGAAAAGCUAAGCCACAAAGAGUUGGCUGACAUGAUGAAGACAGCUGUGCUGUACCACAAUGGACCUCUGGUGGCCCUGAACAAACCUCCGGGACUAGCAGUGACAGGAAAACCAGAAGAACUUACAUUGCUCUCAGUCCUUCCAGAAGUAGGCCAGCACCUGGGACUCAGUCAGGAGCUUCAUGUUGUCCGAGCUCCAGGAAAGGAGAGCUCAGGGCUUGUCCUCCUCUCCAGCUGUCCCCAGAUAACAAAAGCCUUCCAGAAUUUCUUCAGCCACUCUCGAAGAGCUCAGAAACCCACAGUGACCUACUGGGCUGUGACUGUUGGGAUCCCAGCUGCUUCCAAAGGUAAAAUCCAAGUUGCCCUGAAGCUGGAUCAAGUUGGGGGAAUGGAUCUGGUAGUCCCAGUGAAGGCCCCAUCUCGACAGACCUUAAAGGAGGGUGUCAAGGAAACUCUGACCCACUUUUUUGUUCAGGACUCCACAUCUGGCUGUGCUCUGGUAAAGCUCCAGCCGCUUACAGCAUUUCCUAGCCAACUUCUGGUGCACAUGAUGCUUCAGCUAUGUCCUGUGCUUGGGGAUCACGUGUAUUCUGCCCGAAUUGGCAGUGUCCUAGGCGAAAACUUCCUGUUGCCAGUGGAGACCACAGUGCCUCAGACACAGGUCCUCAAUGAGCUGCUCCUCCGCCGCCUCCAAAUUACUGCAAAGGAGACGGCCCUUCUACCCCUCCACCUCCACCUGCAUCAAAUCCUUCUACCCCAAACCUCCGUGGCCCCCAGAGUGCUCAUAGCUCCCUUGCCUCCUUUCUUCUCACAAACCCUAUGGAACUUAGGGCUCCAAAUGUCAGAUCAGCCCAGGAAGAAAUAGCACAGACAACAUUCAAGAUGGCUCAACGAGACAGAUGUUUACUGCCUUUGGGGAAGGUCCGAGUGGUGAGGGCUGGGGAAGAUGGCCUUCCUCCUUGUCUGGGGAGCAUGUGUCCAGUCCCUCCUCCGUCCUGGCCUUUUUGGCCUAAAAGAGGAAGGUGGGCAGAUUCUUCCCCUGACCCUCGGAUCCCUGCCGAAGUUAAGGCAAGCUGACUUCCUACUGAGUAGUAGUUUGGUGACCCUCUUUUUCUAGAGGAAGGUGACUCCUCUCAUUUAUUCUCUGGAGUUUGGGCCCACCUCAGGAAAUUUUCAGCUUGUAUUUCUCCUUGCCCAUUAUGAACUAUCCCUAUCCCCUAUUUCUGUCUCUGUUGCACAGUGACUGUUCCCUGUGAACUGCCUUCUGCUUCCUGGGCUUGACACCUCUCACAGAAGUGCUCCUUUAUCACGAUCCCUGAUUAGCUUUUCCCCUCCCCCUCUACUUUUCAGCCAGCCAGGCCUGGCAAUCUGUCCCACCCCUGCCCUAAUUACCCCAGCAGUAAACAUGACAAAAGCAGUA
Vombatus ursinus (common wombat) is the source of this 1605-nucleotide messenger RNA. It is a transcript of the gene RPUSD3, whose product is annotated as RNA pseudouridine synthase D3. Gene Ontology annotation, biological process: pseudouridine synthesis. Lineage: Eukaryota; Metazoa; Chordata; Mammalia; Diprotodontia; Vombatidae. The record is from RefSeq and is a predicted model, not a curated record. Gene Ontology annotation, molecular function: RNA binding; pseudouridine synthase activity.